AUGAAGAUACGCUAUACUGGUAAACCAGAUGGGCACGAAUUGAAUAGAGGCACGAUCCUGACUUCCAGCCGUUGCUUAGUUUUGGCCCCAGUGCCCCUGGUUCUUAUAUGUGCCCUGGUGCGAAUAUGCUCCCAAAAACGGCACUUAGAUCUUGCUGAGGAGGGAGACCUUGGUCGUUGGCGCGAUUCUGCCACAUGUCCCAAUGUUGCUGUUUUAGUGGAUGGGGCAGGAUUGGGGGACCAUCCAAGCAAACGGAUAAAAUUAGCUAAAGUUUUCUGGACCGGAAGACGCCAGCGUCGCGGUCCGCAAUACGGUCCUGUUCGCACACUUUCCAGUGUGCCCGAGGUAGACGAAAGAGAAUUAGAAUUGCAUAGCUCAUUAAAUUUACCAUCAAAUACGGAAUGGGUUCAAUCGAACGCGGAUCUCCGUAAUACGACAACUGUUGAUGGUGACGAUCAGGAGACUCCCGGGCGGACCACGAAUAGUGGGUCACCUAAGCUAAUCAAAAGUAAUCUAAUGCCUUCUCCCAAUCCAAAAGGGCGGUUGGCAAAAUCGCACAGUUUGACACCACUCCAAGAGAUUGGUGGUUUUGCCCUUUAUUCCAACCCGGUCGAACCGAUGAUUGAGAUUACUCGGACCCGAAGAAGAACACGGGAUGACCCCGAAAGUCAAGAAACCGCAGAACGUCGCCGCCGGUUUCUUUGCUGGUCCGUCCUGACAAAUCCGGGCUCAAGUUCGAGUACAAGUUCCAGAUCCUCAUCCUCCUCCUCCUCUUGUAGUAACUGUCGUGAGGCUGGUAAAUCAACGAUAUUGCGCAGUCGCAGUUGUAAUGAUUUGAGCAACAUAUGGUCGCCAGGACCACCGGAAUUCGUUGAACUGCAAACUUUAAAUGUGAAAAAGGAGUUAGUUUUCAAGACUGCGAAUCAGAACGGCACACAGAGUUGCGCGCUGAAAAAUGCCUGUCCGCUUCUGAACUCUCCUGGUUCUGGAUGGUCCUACUCUAAUCUCCGGGAUUCAGACGAUCGACCGACAGAGAACAGUACCGAAAUAGAAUUCCCGAAGCACACUGAUUCACCUUCUCAGACCACUCAUGCUUUUAGAGUGGUUGCCCAGCUCUCAAAUCCGCCACAAUCAUCUGAACCGCAAAGCGCUGGUGGCCCAACCGAACUUACAGUUGAAUCGUCCCACGAACCUAAAGAAUUGUCCGUCGUUCAGGAAUGGAUAGAACAGUCCACUGAGCCUUCGGUUAACUUUGAAUCGCAUCGUACUGAUCCAGUGGACACUCGCAGUGGUAGUCGUGACCGUCUUCUGCUGCUGCAUCGAGCACAAUCACCAGCCAAUGAUGAGGACUAG
Messenger RNA from Echinostoma caproni, 1353 nucleotides. The record is from the annotation of a GenBank genome assembly. NCBI's taxonomy places the organism in Eukaryota, Metazoa, Platyhelminthes, Trematoda, Plagiorchiida, Echinostomatidae.